This is a messenger RNA of Camellia sinensis, 2546 nucleotides long. The record is from RefSeq and is a predicted model, not a curated record. Lineage: Eukaryota; Viridiplantae; Streptophyta; Magnoliopsida; Ericales; Theaceae.
CUACCAAAUUUAAAAAUCCCCAAACCCGCCCUUAUUCCCAAUCAAGGUCUCAUUAUCGAGCGCCAUUGUUCCUCCAUAUUUGCAGAGAGACAAUGGAAACAGAUGAAGCUCAAAGGGUUCUUCCAUUUCAGCUUCAGUUCGACAAACCACUCCCUUCUCAGAUUAAAAUAGCAGAAUGGAACCCAGAAAAGGAUUUACUCGCCAUGGUUACUGAGGACUCUAAAAUUCUUCUCCAUCGUUUCAAUUGGCAGCGUUUAUGGACUGUAUCCCCAGAAUGGAAAGCUGUUGCGAAGCCUAAAGUCCCAUACGGUUGCUGUUGUGUGUCUUAACUGGGAGGAAGAUGGAACAAAGAAUGGAGAUAACUCUGGUAACAUCUCAACUUAUGAAGACCGCACUUCUCGUUUCUUUCCUCCUGCACCAAGGGUCCCUCGAAUGCCUGGGGUGGUACCUGGAGAUACUGGCUUCAUGGAUGAAAGUGAAGAUUCAUUUCGGGAGCUAUCAAAUUCUUCACAUCAACGAUUUAACAUCUUAUGCAGUGGGGACAAAGAUGGGAGCAUCUGCUUUAGUAUAUUUGGCAUAUUUCCCAUUGGAAAAGUUAAUAUACACAAGUUUUCUCUCUCUAAUCAACCAGUGGACAACCACAUCCUUUGUCGACUUUUGAAUGCUUCAAUUUGCAAGGUAGCUUUGGCAAAAGAUCUUUGUCAUUUGGUAGUCAUUUGCUCUGGGGAGCUUUCAGAAGAACCAAGCAAGAGUCCAAUAUCUGGACGUGAUUUACUUGGUUUGCAUUGCUUAGUGCUUGAUACUUCAAUAUUUUGGAAGAGGAAAAAUGAGCUUCACCAGGUGGCUCAACAAGCUUCCAAUAUUGAGGAUUUAACUGAAGUCAUCCGGGCAUCGCUAUCAGUCAUGUGUAAGCAAUGGUCUGAUGCCAUGCAUACAUUUCAUGAGAAAUUUGAUUCUCUAUCUACUCUGAUUAUUGACCAUGGACUGGAUUCGACUCCACAAGAGGAACUUCUAAGCCUUUUAGGUGGUGCUCGGACAAGUCCACCAGUACAUCAAUUUCUGGUCAAUUCUCUUGGUGAAGCGGGUCUCAAGCGUGUAGCGAAGGUUGUUUGUGGUGCUGGAAAAGAGCUUCAGCUUAUUGUACUUGAUCAUCUACAGCCUGCUGCAGAAAUUAUUGGGUUUAGAAUGGGAGAACUGAGAGGCCUUUCAAAAUGGCGAGCACGUUUUCAAGGUAUUGGUUUGGAUGAGACAUUAAUCAAUAAUGCAACAGAAAAAGCGGGUAUAUUGCUCAUUCAAAUUGAACGAUUUAUGAGGGUUCUAUCCUCUGUGGUGCAACAGCUUUCAAAUUUCUUCAGCUGGCUUCUGAAGACAGUAAAAAUACUAAUGUCAGAAACAAGUGAUCAGCUUCUACCAUUCAGUAGUGAACUUGUGAUUAUAUUCUUGAAGUUUCUAUAUGAUCAAGAUCCUGUCAGGCAGUUGCUCGAACAAUCUGAAGUUGAUCACACUAUUGAAAUUGAUGUGGAAACUAUGAAAAGAGUUAAAGAAUUAGUUCAAUUUGGGGGAUUUUUGGACACUGGAUACUUGCGAAGGACACUAGCUAAAGAAUUUCAGCAAAUGGAAUCUUGUUUCAAGCAGGCCUUCGAAGUGCCCUUUACUACAAUUUCCAAGAAGAUACUUUUUGAGGAUUUAUUGCCACUGUUUCCAGUUGCAUCUUCACCAAAAUCUGCGUUCUUAAGUUUUCCUACAUCAGUAUCAUACUACCAGGAAGCUUCUGAGGCUGUCACAACUAAUAAAACACAUGAACAAAGGCUUGUUGAUUACAUCUCUUUCAGAAUACCUGAGGAUUCAUUCUCAACUAUCAGAAAUUGCAUAGGCAUCGCUAGGGGUUUUAUGCAUGAUUUGAGCAGUGUAAAGAAGGGAAAUGCCUCACUGGAAGCUGUCUUGUUAUUCGUUCCUGAUGGCUACCACUGCGUGGAUCUCUGUCUAUAUAAAGAAAGUCAAAUCGUACUAUUAUUAAACGAAUCAACUACCAGUUCUGAAAGCUCCAGUAAUGGUUGUAUGAUGAUUGUACAAGCGAGUGACCUUCCCUUUGUAUCAAUUUCAAGAUCCACUGGUCUAAACUGUUGGAAUCUGCAUGAAUUGAAGGACUCUGUCAUGUACCUGCAGAUGGAGAAUGAAAAGGUUCGGAAUAUUCCUCACUCUGUGGUUGCUCCCUUGGCAGUCAGUGCAUCCAGGGGUGUGGCUUGUGUUUUUGCUGCCAGAAGGCGUGCGUUGGUCUAUAUUCUGGAAGAAGAUGAAGAUGAAGUAUCCGAUGCAGAGUGAUUGAAUUAUUAUUGUAUUAUUUCUCAUUUUAUUAUUAUUAUUAUUAUUUUUUUGGGUUUUUUUUUUGUUAUAAUCAACUUGUGUUUUUCUCACUCUUUGUGGGUUUGUAUUUUUACUUUUUUUUGUAUGUAUGGUAACUGUUGGUACAAUUUUCAAGAAAUAUGUUAAACAAUUUUAAAAUAGGAACAAAAAAUGAAAGAGUAUAAUCAUUUUACAUUCUAGCA